Molecule: messenger RNA, 7153 nt
Organism: Mytilus californianus (California mussel)
Lineage: Eukaryota; Metazoa; Mollusca; Bivalvia; Mytilida; Mytilidae
Product: fasciclin-1-like
Exons: 13
Coding region: 56-2167 (703 amino acids)
Biological process (GO): cell adhesion; extracellular matrix organization
Cellular component (GO): extracellular matrix
Molecular function (GO): cell adhesion molecule binding
Source: RefSeq, a predicted model, not a curated record
UUUACAGAGUUAUUUCCCAUGCAUGUGACAGGUGGGAUAAUUCAAAAGUCCUACAAUGGACUGGAAAGUGAACUUGUUUGUUUGUUUGUGUGUUAGUUUAUUUCAUUGUUAUAUGAGUGAUGAUCCCACAGCUACAGAUACCGUUUAUGAAGUCUUACAAAGGACACAGGGAUUAUCAAAGUUUGAGUCUCUUGUAAGAAAGGCAAACCUAGUGGAAUUCUUUCAGUUUUCAAGGACAUACACAAUAUUUGCUCCCAAUGACACAGCCUAUGAGAACCUCACUCCAGACAGGAAGCACAUUGUCGAUACCAUGGUGGGCAUUGAUCUUCAAAACUUUGUCAAGUUUCAUGUCAUUGAAGGACAAAGGUUAAUGACAGGAGAUUUCCAAGAUAAUUCAGUAAGAAGAAGUAUGUCUUCAAGUAAACUGUAUAUUAAUAGACGAGAAGGGAGUGCAAUUUCUGGUUGGUUUGGACCAACAACGUUCUUUGUUAAUGGAGCUAUUGUAUCACCAGAGCAGAAAGAUCUGGUUGGUAUAAAUGGUGUGGUCCAUGGACUUAUGAUCUGGAUUGAUAAGACCAGUCUGAAGACAUCUUAUGAAUAUACACAGUCUCCAGACAAUCCAAAAGUCAACUCUACGAAGUUUUAUACAGAGAUUUUGAAUAAGCUAUCUAUAUCUGGACAGUUCUAUGAUCCUAUCAAAGAUCUCCAGAAUUACGAUGGAAGAUUUACACUCUUCGUACCAAAUGAUGCUGCUAUAGAUAGAAUAGAUUCAUCUAAACUUAGAGACCUUCAACAAGAUGUACAGAAAUUACAUGAGGUGGUUAGGGCACAUUACAUAAAGAAUGCUGCAUUGUUUACAACUUAUGUUAAUCACAAUCAGGGAUUCCUUAAUGCCAAUCAAAGAGCGCUGUCAAUACGCAAACCAUAUCCAUAUAACGUCUAUGUCAACAGUGGUGGAGUCACGUCAGCGAUUACAAUGGGAAAUAUAACAGUCAACAAUGGAGUCAUCCAUGUUUGUGAUCGCUUGCUAGGUUUCAUCUAUAAUACAGUACGACAGCAGAUAUCAGAAGACUCACCAUUAUUUGACCAGUUAAUUAAUAAAGCUUCAGAAGAGACAAGGCAAGCCCUUGUUACACAGACUGGGGUCAAUGUAUUUGCUCCUACAGCAGAGGCCUUUCAAAAAAUCAAGAGAGUUCCCUGGGUGUCACUUAACUUUGAUACUAAGCUGAUUGACAAGGUAUUGAAGCUUCACAUUCUACAGCCUGGUCAACAAGUAAUGGUGUCAAGCAUGGUUGGAGAGUAUGAGAGUCGACAGUUCAGAACUAGUCUAUAUUUAGAAGGAACAAACCCUAAGAUAACUAUUUAUAGACAGAGGAAUGAAACUUGGGUUCAAGGUGACACAGUAAUAGCAAAGGUUACACAGGCUGACAUCGAGUGUACAAAUGGUAGAAUACAGUUCAUAGAUACAAUAAUGGGUAUACCUUACCUGGAUCUGGCCAACCUUAUCUGUAGUGACCUCUGGUUGUUGAGAACAUAUGAUUACAUGAGAGCACUUGGUAUGAAAAACUACUUGACAGACAGAAGGUUCUACAGUCAACAGUGUACAUUUGAGUCACAAGGCUAUCCUCCAAAUUAUGGAAUCAACAAUUACUUCAACAAAGUCGGACUGGCUACUAUUGCACCGUGGACAGAGAAUCCACCAUGGGACAUGGGCUACUGUGGAACAGCAUCAUCGCCAUGUGAACUAACAUUCUUUGCUCCAAACUCUACAGCUAUAGAUUAUUUCUCAAAUACUAACUAUGGUGAAAAGAUCAUGAAAAAUGCUUAUGCUUUUCAAAGGAUAUUAACAAGACUGAUGUUUCGUGGGAAGAUAGAAUUAGAGACACUAGCAAAUACCAACUACAAUUACAAAUCUAUACAUGGCGAUUCAAUACGAAUCUCCAAAUCUAAUGAUAGAUUUGUAACCCUGUAUUACCAGGCAGCAGCAGCUCGAGUGAUCCACAUGGACAAUGGUGCAACAAAUGGAAUCGUCCACAUUAUAGACACUAUAUUGUAUGUACCAGAUGAUCUCAGUUUAUUAACGGCUGGAUCCAGCCAUGUUCACUACAGUCCAAUUCUGUUGCUUGUUGUACUGUUUUUAUGGAUAACGGUCCACUCCGGUAGAUAGAUGUAUCUUUUGUGCGGACUACAGUUUAUUCCUGUUGCUAGUUGUACUUGUUGUGUGGACUACAGUUUAUUCCUGUUGCUAGUUGUAUUUGUUGUGUGGACUACAGUUUAUUCCUGUUGCUAGUUGUACUUGUUGUGUGGACUACAGUUUAUUCCUGUUGCUAGUUGUAUUUGUUGUGUGGACUACAGUUUAUUCCUGUUGCUAGUUGUACUUGUGUGGACUACAGUUUAUUCCUGUUGCUAGUUGUAUUUGUUGUGUGGACUACAGUUUAUUCCUGUUGCUAGUUGUACUUUUUGUGUGAACUACAAUUCAUUCCUGUAGACAGUUGUAUAUUUUGUGUGGAUAACACAUGUUGCUAGUUAUUCAUUUUGUUUUGCUUACAGGGAACUGACAUUCUACUCGUUGUUUUCUUUUUCUGUGAGCAAAAGUCUGUUCUUGUUGAUACUUGUACUUUUUAUAUGGACUUCCGACCAUUCCUGUAUAAUUUACUGUGAAUUAAGAAGUUUUUGCAAUGUUUUUAUUCUUGUGAAAAUUGUGACAGGAUAGGUGCUUCAAAAAUUAAAACUGGCAUUAUAUGCAGCAUUUAGUAAAUUUGCAAUAAUAGACUAUUUUCAUAUUACCGACUUUUGACUCUGGAGUUUAUAUUUCUUUUUUGACAGGUUGCCUACUCUGCAGUAGGACAUCCUGGUACUUGGUCAAGGAUGAGCUACUUAAAGAAGUAAAAUCAAGCUUACAAUAGGUACAAUUUGGGGGGAACAUUAACUGUUAUAUGUUUUUUUAUACACGACAAAAUAAUCAGAAAACAGUAAACUAUCCCCAAAAAUUGCACAAAUUAUGUUUGAUUUUACUUUUUUUGGUUGCUCUUACCUGACCGAGUACCAGGAUGUCCUACCCACAGAGUAGGUAAACAGUCGAAAAUUGUUAAAAUCUGUAGUCAAAAGUUGGUAAUAUGAAAAUAGUCUAUCAAUCCGCAUUUGUUUCCAUUGUUCAACAGUCACAGAAAUGAAUUCUUGCAAAUAUUUCUGAAUUUAAACACUAAGUGUCUGUUAUUUACAUGUAGCUGUUGUUAGAUAAUAGCUGUGUUGAAUGCAACCAUUAUUGUUUGUUUCACAUUCACUAUUAAAAGCUAAAGCCUCGGGCAGACCACUUCAAUACUUAAUUGAUAGUUGGUGCCCCUGAGGUUCUGUUACCCCACCCUUUUCAUAUAAUUUAGAUUUUAGAAAUGUAAACGUUUUCAUAAAUUGCGUAGGUAAAAAUGUAACCUUUUCCCAUAUUUGGUUGGGUAUCAUUCGAGUCCAGGAGGGGUCAAGAAUCAUAUUCCGGCAUUAUCGAGAAAAUAUCACCUUUGCUCGGAGCUCAGAUCCCUUAUGUAAUGUUUACUUAAUUCGAGACUUUUGGCUGUAAUGGGAACUUUAUUGACCUUGUCAUAUAUUUCUGAUAGUUUUCACCAUCUAUCCACAUAUUUUCAAGCUGGAAAAUGUGACCUAUUCCAGUGGCACGUCCUAUCAUCUUGUAUAUAGGAAGUGCCCGCCCAGGCUUAAGCAGUUAAAUGUGCAAUACAUCACUCUAGUUGUGUACUAUUUUGUCUUAAAAUGGAUAUUGAGGUGUACUGUAUCAAACUCGUGUUUAAGCUCAGGUUUCGAAAUUGUCAUAACAAGUAAAAUUGUACAGCAUUGUUUCUAAAGCUGGAACACAUCAUUUCAUAUUUUCUGCCAUCGCUUAUGCAUUGUAUAUAUUAAAUCGUUACAAAUAUAUUUUAUUCCAAAGUGUAAGUAUUGAAUACCACAAUAUCUGUGUAUAUACACUUUAAUAUUUAUAUUUCAUGUAAAUAUGUAGAAUCAAGCAGGAUUUGUUUAUAAAAGAGAAAAGGGUUGUUAUGAUUUGUUGUACAGGAUUUGAAAAAAAUUUUUUUUUAGGUCUGAUAUAUACACUUGUAGUUCAAUAAUUGAUCACAAGUCUUUUAACCUAAAAACUAAUGUUUUGAAUUUUGUGACUUUCCACAUGCAGUGUGCCAUAUCAAAGUUGUGAUUGUUAAUGUUUAUAUAGAAUUUUCAUGUUAGCUUAUUUUAUGAUGCAACUUGUUAUACUGUGAGACUAAAGUUUAUUGAAAUGGGACUGUAUGUUAUUUUUCUUGUUACUGUAAAUUCAGAAAUUAUUGCAAUGUUUUUAUUAUUGCUAAAAAUGCGACAGGAUUAUAAUCGCAAUAAUUUAAACUCGCAUUUUGAAAUUUUUUAUAUGAAUUAAACAGGAUUUUUCUCAAUAUCGCAAAAAUUAAAAUCACAUUUUAGUCUAAAAUGACAAAAUAGUAAUAAUAAAUGCACGCAAUAAUUUCUGAAUUUACAGUAUAAGAAAAUGUAAAUAUAUGGUUUUUGAACUCCAGCAAUCAAAUUAGGUAGUGUUUCCAUUUAAUAAUUAAUUUCAUUUUUCAAUUUAUUUAACAUUAUGGUUUUAAUAAUCCAUUUACAAGUCAGGAUUUUGAAUUAAUUGGUUCAAAGCAUAUACACAGUAAAAAAUCCAUACCAUUAAAUUAAAGUUGUGUUCAAAUGGUCUUUGGAACAAAAGCCAACAUAGAAAUCACCAUUUUUAUACAAAACAGGACAUACCUUGAUACAUAUUUGUAAAUAAGAAUGUAAAUAUCGUGUACAUAGUAUUACUGGAAUAUAUACAUGUAUUGAUUAAGAUGUUUUUAAAAACCCACACAUAAGCACUCAGUGAAGUUUUUUAGGGCUGAUUUUUUUGGUUAUGUAAAUCCCCUUUCUGAUCUUUCCUUAAAAACCAGACAAGGAUUCAGAGGGGGUACAAUUGUCACACAGCCCCCCCCCCCCCCCCCCUAAAAAAGGAAAAAAAAAAUUAUAAGUACAAAUUCUACCAAAUUUUUGUCAAAAUAUGGUCUUCAAACUUUUUAUUCUCCAGAGCAUCCCCUCUAACAUCAAAUCCUGGGUCCACGUUGAAAACUAGAAUGCAUAAAAAAUACAAAUCAGUAUUUUUCAUAUGGCAUUAAUAUCUUUACUUUCUAAUUAUGCAUGUAAUAAUUGUCACUGAAUGCUAAACAUCUGUAAUCAAUCAAUAUAGUUAAACAAAUUAUCGCCACAAGUUUUUAUGGCGCUGUUACCAAGUUACAUACCUUUUAAAACUAUUUUUAGAAUGGGAUUGAUAUCUGCAGGGAACCAAAAGUCUAUAAUCCAAAGAAUUUUGUUCUUAUUUUCUGACAUUAAUAUUCAGUAUAAGAUUGCUUAUUUACCAUUUACACAAUGUAUUUGACAAUAGGUACUUAGGAAUUGUACCUUUUUUUAAAUGCCAUUUCUGUAUUGUAGAUUAUCUUGUUUUCUAUGAGAAUUUUAAAUAACCACGUAUUAAUAAUUUGAAGUGGGAAAUAUUAUUUUUGGUCAUUAUCUGUCAGAUACUAUAGUUGAAUGAAGUAAGUUCUUGAUGAGAAAUUUUGAUAAAAUGUUUCAUGUUUUCUGUAAAUCUUGAAAAUUUUUAUUUCUUUAAAUGAUACACAAACUACAUUCCAUGACAUUAAGAUAUUUUUAGACCAAAUAAAAUUAUGUCGAAGAAGAAAAAAGUUUUAUGACUUUUUUUUCUAAAAAUUGAUUUAAAACUUAUUUCACAUUAAUGACUAAAAUAAGACUUUUAUUUACUCAAUAUGUAUGCUGAUAGCUUUCUGAUCAUUCCAAAAAAUGAAUUUAUUCUAUUUUAUACUUGUAAAUAUUAUAAUUAUAUAUACAUUUUGUAUAGAAUCAUCAAUGGUGUUUUAAUUCAAUUUAUAACUUAUGUCUAAUGUCUUACUAAAAUGUGAUAUUAAAUAUCACAAAACUAUUUGUACUAACUAUAUAUAUAUUAUUUCUGUAGUAUAAACCAACACACACAUAUGAUUAUUUUUAUUUUUUCAUUUAAAUAAAAUGUAUUGAUUGUGUUUACUUAUAUAAAAGGCAUUCAUUACUACUUCUUAACUUGCAUUUAUAUAUAAUCUUUAAAUUUUUGUCUUGAUCUUAACAGAAAUAAUUUCUGUAAGUUUUUAGUAUUGUAAAUUCUGAAAUAAUUGCGAGGGUUUUUAUUAAUGCAAAUAAUGCGACUGGGUGAAUAUCUCAAUAAUUAGAACUUGCAUUCUGAUAUCUGAUACAAACAUCUGAAAGCAGAUUUUCCUGAAAUCGCUAUAAUAAAUCUCACAUUUUUGUCCAUUCAUCAAAAUAUCGCAAUGAUAAUACAUGCAAUAAUUUCUAAAUUCACAGUAUUUAAUUUGCUUUUAACCUAGUGAAAACUUUCUUCAAUAAGAUGCUGUUGUUCACUUUGUUUCCUUUCAAGGACUGGAAACUUUGUAUUUGCCAAAUUCUUAAAUAAAGAUUAAUCUUUACCCAGGAAAUACAGAUAAAUAGUAUCCUUAAGGAUGUUUGCUCCUCUUGUUUUUGAAUUUUUACUAGAUAUUCGGAAUCCUCUGGUUUAAUCCAUGUAGUGCCAUAAAAAAUUUUGCCGGCAAACCCCUACUUUACUUUUUAUAAUUUUAUUACAUAUAGUUUAAAAAGCCAUUUUUGAAAAUCUUAUUAAAUUCUUGUUAUUUUUUCAUAGUUUUUGAAAGAAAAAAGGUGCCAAUGUUAAAUGUAUGAAAAAUCUAGAGAGAAUCACUUCCCGUCAAAUUUUCAAUGGCUUAUAUUUUUUCUACUUUUUAAGUUCCUUUAUUCAUAUACUUUCAAUUUAUAACAGUCUGUUUAAAAGCUUGUUAUUAUAAAACUGAGUAGCAAACAUCCUUAAGCAAUUGUUUUUUUCUAGGAUUCUUGAUUGACCUAAAAAAAGACAUUACAAAAUUUGAUUUUUAAUCUACCACUAAAAGUGUAUUAUGUAUGUCAUUUCUUCAUUAUUUAAUUCUAUCUAUACUACAGAUCAGAUAUUGUCAUAUUUUUUUAUAUAUUUAAUUUUUCACUUUAUAAUUUUACUUUUUAAGAUGUCUUUAUAAUAUUUAGAAAAAUAAAUGAAUAAAUAUGAAAUCUA